AUGGGAGAAGCCUCAAGAAAAAAGAUCGUUGCCGCUUUUACUGGCGCAACUGGUGCUGUAGGCAUCCACAUUUCCUCAACACUUCGACAUUUGAACGUUGAAACACAUCUCAUCAUCAGCAAAUGGGCCGCUGAAACCAUCAAAUACGAAACAGACUACACAUCAACUGCCGUUAGAGCGCUAGAAGAUCAUGUCUACAACCCAAGCGAUCUAGCUGCACCCAUCGCUAGCGGCUCCUUUCAUGUUGACGGCAUGAUUGUUGCCCCUUGUUCAGUCGAGACACUAGCUGCUAUUAAUGCUGGUAUCUGCGAUGAUCUCAUCUCUCGGACUGCAGAUGUCCGUCUAAAGUAA
Fusarium coffeatum is the source of this 351-nucleotide messenger RNA. RefSeq lists its product as uncharacterized. Lineage: Eukaryota; Fungi; Ascomycota; Sordariomycetes; Hypocreales; Nectriaceae. Bases 1 to 351 code for a protein of 116 amino acids. Gene Ontology annotation, molecular function: catalytic activity. The transcript has a single exon. The record is from RefSeq and is a predicted model, not a curated record.